Molecule: messenger RNA, 1984 nt
Organism: Musa acuminata AAA Group (dessert banana)
Lineage: Eukaryota; Viridiplantae; Streptophyta; Magnoliopsida; Zingiberales; Musaceae
Exons: 3
Coding region: 1005-1718 (237 amino acids)
Source: RefSeq, a predicted model, not a curated record
AUUUAUGGAUAUUAUCUAUGUUUUAAGUUAGUUCAUGACUCUUUUUAGGGUUAACUAUAUAUUACUUUCAAGCAUAAAUGGAAUUAGAUGUUUUAAUUUCAUAAUUACAGAAAUUUUAAUGUAAUUUUUUUAAAAAGAUAAAGAAUAAUUAUAGGGAGUAAUAUAUAAUUAGUCUCUCAUUUUUAUCUUCAAUUUGGUUGCAAUAUUGUAGAUGGAAUCUGAUGUCAUGGCAUUGCCCUCAAAGAAAGAUACGCCAGUUUACUUAUCAUUCAUAUGAAUAAAAUGCUCCUUCUCAACACCAAUUAUACACGUGUAGUUGCCAAUGUGUUUGGAAGCAUUGUUGUUAGUUGUUAUUAUUUAGAUUAUGGAAGUCAAAUUGCUACCUAAAACUGAACUGACGUGAUGGUGUAUAUAUUUGACGUGGAUGAUGGAAUUGGAUAGAAGAUUCCAAGAGGUUCUUCUUCUAGACCUUCAUCCAAUUGACUACAAGUGCCUCUUUUGAUCCUUGCUCUCCUUUCCCAUUUGACAGCCAUCAGAUGACUUGGCAAUGCAAGCUUUUGAAGUAGAAACAGGCUAGUUGAACACAUUUCGUUCUAUGGUAUAAGUGAAGGAAGGCUUCAAUCAAUUUUGCUAAGUUUAAGAUUAGUAGAAAAAAGAAUUAAAUGAGUUCAAACCAAAAUUGGACAGGCAUUGAUUUACUUAGGGACACAUUUGACUUUGCUAUAUAGUCAAAUAUCUCAUGUGUUCCGUUUGACCAAGCCUUCCUCCAAGAUUCCAGAUUGAGGACUCAAGCCACAUGUGGAGGAAUGCUUGGAUCUACUCAGCAGCCAAAGAAGACCCACGCGAAGGCUAUAUUUAUUAUCUGGAAGCUGAAUUCCAAUAUUUUGUACGGACUCUUUCCAUCUUCUCGUGUGCUUCGGCGGCAGAACAAUUAACUAGUCUUACUCUUCUUCCUCCUCCUUGCUGUUAGCUUCUGGUCUGUGAUCCCUCCUUGCGCCCUUGGGAUGCCUUGCUUUGUGCCCUUCGACAACAAGAAGCUGGACGUCAGCUUCUUCGCGUUCCGUCCCACUGGUGUCUUCGCCGACGAGCUCAUCGAUGCCGUGAAGUACUUCUCCUUCCAUGCCGAGGAUCUCGGUUGCGUCUAUAGCUCAGUGUUGAGAAGCAUACAUGGCAAUAUGAUUGUAUGGUAUGGUGCAUGGUUAAGAAGGUCCCCCGAUAACAGAAAGAUGUUGAAUGAUGCUCUGCUAUCAGUGCUAGAAGAGGUAUCAACUAUGGGUGUUCUCCUUCAUCAUGGCUUCUUUGAGGCUUUCUUUGGGGAGUCCAAAGACGGCAGCUCGCUCGCCAAGUUCUCCUCCGGCGACACCAUCUUCCUGAGCGCCAUGGCGUCGACGCCUCGCGACGUCGCCGAUCUCUCCUACGCCUGCCUGGCCCUUCACAGGACUUUCUUCGCGAAGACCGAUGGGUUGUCCGCCGGCGUCCACCUCCGCUGCAACGACGAGCCGGUGGUGGCGGCGCUGAUGGUGUGGAAGUCCCUCCAUGCCUGCUACUCCUGGCUGCUCCGCUCCGACUACCGCAACACCAUCCUCCCCUACUUCAGCCACCUCUCUCAGGACGCCCAGUUUGAUGUCUUCAAGGUGGUGUACGUCAACCGCGACGAGAUCCUAAACGUCAGUCCAUUUCCCCCGCGGACGAUCGGAGGUGGAGAUGGCGAAGAAUAGUCGGAUCACUGACGAACAUCGUGCUGCGGAUUCUUCUACGUGUGGCGUGCGUGUCGUUAGGGUUGUAGCUAGUGAUUAUAUAUGGCCUCCUACCUCCUGUGCUUCUUCGACCUCAUCUUUGUGUGGAUUGAUUGCAAGCAACAUUUGCCCAAGAAAACGAUCAGACACAGAAGCAAAGCACGCAAGACCACAUCUCAGCAAGAAAGCUUUAGGUUUCCUCCCUGAAGCGGCUGAGAGAUUGAUAUGCCACUGCCUUUCAAGUGCAU